This is a messenger RNA of Penaeus vannamei (Pacific white shrimp), 1974 nucleotides long. The record is from RefSeq and is a predicted model, not a curated record. NCBI's taxonomy places the organism in Eukaryota, Metazoa, Arthropoda, Malacostraca, Decapoda, Penaeidae.
AUGCACGGGCACGGCCUUUUCAACUGGUGGGGAUUUUCUCCCGCUUUGAAUUUCUUGAAUUACAUCAAUGAUGGCAAUAAAAGGGCAGACUUGGUGCAAGUACUUGUCGUGGGGGCUGGGGACAUUCGCCACCUUCUCAUGACUCUUGCCGACGUUACCAACAGGCCCGGAGCAAGACUCACGGUGUACGUUCUGGAGGCCCAGGUGGAGCUCUACGCCCGGCUUCUUGUGCUCCUCGGGGCUUGCCUGGAGCCCGGCUUUGGUUUGAGGGAGAGGGCGAACCUCCUCCUCGACCUCUGGGGGAAUCUGUGCCUCAGACCAGUCACUAAGGAUUACCUUGAAGUAGUUUCUCGAAGAUUUUGCCUGUGGGUCACGGACGCAGCACGGUACCCUUCCCUCCUUGGCAUCGUCUCGUGUUCCCGUCUGAAGUACCGAGAGAGAGACGCCCUGGAUGCAGUGUUUAGGUCGUGGUAUACACUCUCCCACCGUGAUUACGACCCACCCCGCGCCUGGGACGUGAGACUUCGGCAACUCUUCAAGACGAGAUACGAUUACCGACAGGCGGAUGCGGAAUGGGCGUGGCACAUGCGCAUGACCUAUCGCCUUCGGGAACUGCCGGGCGUGGUCGGGGGUGAAAGAGACGGGCGUGCGGAGGGCGAGGACGAGGGGAAAGUCAGUGACAAUCAGGACGGGUAUGUGGGCGUGGGGGCGGGAUGGGGAGAGGAGUUCUUGGAGUGGAGGAUGUGCGGCCACGCCUUCGUGACCGCCACCGAUUCCAGACCCAUCUUGGCCAACACCACUCUGGCGUCAGUGGCAACGGUGCACGACGGCUGCAGCCGGCACCGGCGCGUCGGUUACUGGGGAGACGUCCUGAGCGGCCCCUUCCCCGCCCUGGCCCUCGCCUCCGCCUCCCCUUCGGUCACCAAGAAGGAGAACGGGAAAAGCAAAUGUAAUGGAACGCAGAUUGCCCAGUGGAACUUGGAGAACUUACUGGGAAAUUUGUGGAAAAGGUCGGCGUGUAAGUCGAGCAGUGACUCGAGUGAAGCGACUAGUGAUUCAAGCAGUGAAGCAGGCAGUAAAUCAAGCGACGCUUCCGCCAGCCGCAGCAGUGCCACUAGUGAUGAAGCGGAAUCUAAAUCAGAUGACGAACAGGACAAUGAAUCGAAUGGAAGCGGGUCGAUUAACGAAAGGAGGGAUGGUUCCCGGGAUGGAUCAAAAAGUGGAUCCAGUGAUGGAACCAGCGGUGAAUGGAGUCGAUCGGGCGAGGAAUCAAGUGGAACCGAAACUGGAUCAGGCGAUGGGACGGGUACAGGAUCAAGUGGAACAAGCAGUGGUUCCAGUGGUGAAACGGGUACGGGAUCAGGCGAAGGAGAGAAAACGGAGGCGAGUGGUGAUGGAUCGAAGAGCGAUUCGAAUCACUCAUCGAGCGAUAUAUCGAGUAACAGUUUGAAUGAUGACUCAGUUAGUGGUUCAGAUAAUUGUUCAGGGAAUGAUUCGAGCAAAGGGUCAAUUAACGAAUCAAAGGCUGAGUCACAAGACAACCAACACGGCAAGGAAAAUGAAUGGAAAGAUCCUUCCGGCCGGGCCAAGAAGUUAUCCAGUUCGUCGCAGUCUUCAACAAAGGACGAGGAACACAGGACUGCCGAGAACUACCUGAGAGUGGAGGGCGUGGAGGUGGUUCUGCUGUCUCCAACACGCCUAAAUGACCUCAGCACAUUAUCAGAGAUUCAAGGAGGACUGGACAUGGUGUACCUCUCAGUCGCGACGGCGCACCUCCUCACGCCCUCGCUCGCCCACGCCCACAUUCUCCCUGAAACGACUCUCCUUUUGGAAACGGCCAGAAUGUUCCCGGAGCUGACCGAUGCCCAGGUCGCCGAGUACGAGGCGAGGGUCCGGACGUCGGCGGAGGAGGCUGGGUGGGUGGCGCAGGACUCCCCCCCUCUCUGCCACCUCCGCUUCGGCAGGAAGAUGUGA